Messenger RNA from Onychostoma macrolepis, 4721 nucleotides. It is a transcript of the gene tmem200ca, whose product is annotated as transmembrane protein 200C, genome duplicate a. Lineage: Eukaryota; Metazoa; Chordata; Actinopteri; Cypriniformes; Cyprinidae. The transcript has 2 exons. The record is from RefSeq and is a predicted model, not a curated record. The coding region runs from base 315 to 1826 and encodes 503 amino acids.
UCAAAUCCUGCAGCACUUGCACCGGAUUCGGUCUGCGGUAUCAUAGCAACAACACCGGAGAAGCGGCGUAACAUCAGCCGCAGUAACGGCGGAUCCCGAACCGAACCGAACCGGAGCGGAGCGCGCGGAACAGAACUCUGGAACGGGAAACCGGCGCGCGAUUAAACGCUUGAGAGGAGCGCGGAAAGAUUCCUGAUUGGAAAUAACGAACUUAACGCGCAAAAUGCGGUCUUGCGAAGAGAGAAAGUUUGCGUCGCGUUGCCCGAAUACGAAUCUAUUAGUCGUAUUUCACGGAUGAUUAAUUGAACGCCAUCAUGAUCGCCACAGGGGGUCUGCUGCGGAUAUCUGCCAGGAGACAGGACUCCCUUCGCGCGAAGAACCGCGCCGAAAACAAGCGCAAGAGGAAAGCGAAGAAAAAGAGGAAGAACGAAGUGGUCGUGGUGAAAGGAAAGCUAAAAUUGUGCUCCGUAUCUGGACUGAUCGCUGCCAUUGGGAUUCUGGUGCUGCUGGUUGGAGUGGCCAUGGCCGUAUUGGGCUACUGGCCCAAAGAGAGUCCGCUUUACCCAGGACUGAUGAUGAAAACGCAGAGGACUUACGACAGCCGAGAAUUAGCCAAUGUGACCGUCAGACCGCCUUGGGAUCUCCUAGAUAAAGACUUCAGGAGCUAUAAUGACUCCAGUGGGACUGCUGAGCUGGAUCCGCCUAAACUGGGAGCAUUUUCUGCAUUUAUCAACAGAUACUUAUAUUCAGACAAGCUGAAAGUGUUCGGACCUUUAAUCAUGGGGAUUGGAAUCUUCUUAUUCAUUUGUGCCAAUGCGGUACUUCACGAAAACAGAGACAAAAAGACCAAAAUCAUUAACCUCAGAGACAUCUACUCAACGGUGAUUGACAUUCAUAGUUUGCGGAGCAAGGAAUCCGCGCCACUUAACGGUUUUGUGAACUACUGCCAAUCGAAAGACACCAAAUCGUACGGUUCCCCUCAUAAGGGAUCGUCUCAAGGUAGCAUGAUCCCAUCCCGACGACCGUCUACCACCAUCCCUCGAGUCUCGUCUUUGGAAAGACAGAGCUUUACGGACACCGUCUACAGCAUCUAUCAAGAUCAGAACCGAUUUAGCAAGCAGUGGGAAACCAGGAGCAUCGUGUCCACUUCGGUCAACGCUUUCACUUUGCCAAUGAUGAAGCUCAACCAUAGAGGAGCUUCGGAAAGAAGGGGUUCGGAUAAAACCGGAGAGGCCAAACGAGAGUUCCUGGACGCCGAGGCCAUUUGCAGGCGUUUGGAGGAUUUGGAAGCGUCUCGGAGCGUCACGAAGGCCAAAGUGGAACCUCAUCCUGAGCUUGCGCCGGAUUCGGUGGAGGUUUACCGGAGCAGUGGGAGUUUGCAAGGAGCUCCUCGUGUUUCUCUGCAGGGUUCCCAGGUUCAGCUUUUGCCGUCUGGUUCUCCGAGUCGCAAGGCCACCGGAUCUCACCUGUCCUUGAGCGCUCUGUCUGACUACUCCAGGUCUGUGGAUCUGGAUAUCUGUCUAUCCACCCCUACUUUGGUGCGAUCGAGACGUCUCAGCUGUCCUCGGCUGGAAGGCCUCAGCAGCGGAGGCUACACCAAACUUGAAGGCCUUGGCGGAGAAUCCUUUGAGUCCACAGACAAUGCCACCACGUUCAGUCGAGAGAGCUCUGUUGAGGUUUUUGAAAAGGAAACGGAGCUUUGUGAUCAGACACAUCAGCAGGAGUGUACCUCGAUCAGACAGUAUUCAAAGAAACAAAAACUCAUAAUGGUUUCCCAAUCAGAUACCACUUUAGAGGAUGUGGAAAUGGAGAGUGUGGAAGUUUAACUGGCUGAUGGUCUUUAGAAAGCAAUCGAGACUAGGGAUGCACGAUAUUACAUUUUUGGCAAUAUCCGAUAUUUUCGAAUCAUUUUGGCCGAUACCGAUAUAUAUUUCCCUUUGUUUUGAAACAACACCAAGUCUUUCCUGUGUGGAAAUUAUGAACAAAUUAUUUUUAAUUUUGGUUAGUUUUGAGCAAAAACUUAUUUUGUUAGAAGUAAUAAACUUUAUUAAAGUUCAGUGAGAGUACAUUGAAAGCCUUGUAAUGAAAUCAAUCUCGGCUUGGGGGGGUUUUCUCUUUUUUUUCUCAGACAGAUGCAGUUGAAACAUUAAGAUUUUAUUUGUGGAUUUAACAUUAAUCGAUGGUCUAAAGCAAAAGAGCUGUAAAAAUUAUUUUAAAAAAUCUCCUUGUAUUUAAGUUUUCACAAUCCAUUUGAAAAACAUAAUUACAUAUUAAUGAGUAAAUCUGUAUAUAUUAAAUAAUUUAAUUUAUAAAUGUCAUGUUUGUGAUUUUUAUUCAUCUAAGCUAUAGCUUCUGACCUUAAAAUCAAAACAGACUCGUGAUUUUAUGACAUCAAAAUUGCUUUAUUUAUUCAAAAACACAAGUAUCUUAAUGAUAUUUGUGUAUUUUACCUUCACCUUAUUACAAGUACACUACCAGUCAAAAGUUUUUGAACAGUAAGAUUCAAGCCUGAAUUUAUUUGAUACAAAAUACAGCAGAAGCAGUAAUAUUGUGAAAUCAUUUUACUCUUUAAAAUAACUGUUUUCUAUGUGAAUGUGUUAAACUGUAAUUAAUUUCUGUGAUGCGCAGCUGUAUUUUCAGCAUCAUUACUGCAGUCUUCAGUGUCACAUGAUCUUCAGAAAUCAUUCUAAUAUGCUGAUUUGCUGCUCAACAAACAUUUUUAUUAUUAUUAUCAAUAUUUAAAAUAGUUGAGUACAUUUUUUCAGGAUUCUUUGAAUAGAACGAUCCAAAGAUUAGCAUUUAUCUGAAAUAAAAAGCUUUUGUAACAUUAUACACUAUAUCAUUCAUAAGCUUGGAGUCUGUAUAAUUUAAAAAAAAUUAAUUAUAGAAAUUAAUACUUUUAUUUAGCAACGAUGCAUUAAAUUGAUCAAAAGUGAUGAUAAAGACAUUUAUAAUGUUACAAAAGAUUUCUAUUUCAGAUAAAUGCUGUUCUUCUGAACUUUCUGUUCAUCAAAGAAACCUGAAAAAAACAAUUCUACUCAGCUCUUUUCAACAUAAUUAUAGUAAUAAAGGUUUUUUGAGCAGAAAAUCAGAAUAUUAGAAUGAUUUCUGAAGGAUCAUGUGACUGGAGUAAUGAAGCUAAAAAUUCAGCUUUGAAAUCACAGAAAUAAAUUACAUUUUAAAAUAUAUUCAAAUAGAAAACAGUUAUUUUAAAUAGUAAAAAUAUUUCACAAUAUUCCUGCUUUUACUGUACUUUGGAUCAAAUAAAUGCAGGCUUGGUGAUCAAAAGAGACUUAUUUAAAAACAUUAAAAAAAUUUACUGUUCAAACUAAUUUGACUGUUUUUUUUUUUUUAUCGGCCGUUGUUUACUUUUUCAGCCUUUAUCGGCCGAUUCCGAUAAUAUCGUGCAUCCCUAAUCGAGACUGAAACAUUGUCAGUGUGUUGGAUCCAAAGGUUCUCAGUCUUUAAUACUGUUUCCUCAAGGAAUUACAAGCAAAAACCUGAUGGGAACCAAGAGACUUUCAGCAUGAUAGCACAGCUAUGCUCCACUAGAUUAAAAAACAACUUUAUACUUCCAGUAGUAGAUUAUUUGUGGCUGUUUUCGUUUAUCGGUGAAGUUUGGCUGUCUGAGCAGCAUGUUUUAUACUGUCGUCUACUUGCACUUUUUUAACCACCAAAUUAUCGGUUAUUUUUAGAAAUUGACUUGAUAGCAAUAUCUCAUUUGAAAUGUUCCCUGCUUGUGUGGGAAAUGUUUAUGUUUGCAUUUUGCCUCAGAGAUGUUAGACUUGCACUUACACUUGUAUGCUGUCAGUUUUUACUUACUUUAUAGUUUGUUUGUUUGUUUGUUUGUUUGACUUAAAUGAACUCAAACGAACCAUGAGUCGAUCCUGACGUUAGCUAGCACAGUGGUUCACGUGGUUCAGUACUGUCUGAAAUGUAAUGUCCAUUACAAUAUAUUCAAAAUAUCAUGAGACGUUGAAGUGUAGUUUCUCAGAUGAGUUUUGGGGUUGAUUAAUUAAAGAUUUAUCAACAGUUUCUCUUUAAAGCAGAGAGAAAGACUAAUGCUGCAAAUGUUCUUACUUAAAUAUCUCCGUCCAUAAAGCUGUAUUUCCCAAUUUAUCUCUGAAUUGGGCAAUAAAGUCAGAAUUGCAAGAUAUAAACUCACAAUUGUGAGAUAAAAAGUCAAUUACUUUUUAUAUAUUUUUUAUCCCGCUUCCAUACUAACUAGUGAAUUUUGGCAUCACAACAUUUAUAACAGUUUGAAAGAUGGAUGAAUAUUCCUUUUGAAAUCUGCUUUAGGUGAAAAUGUAGAGUUUAAUGGAUGGUUUUUAAUAACUAAUUAGGUAGCAGAGUGUUGGUAUAUUCUGAAUCCCGUCAGGUGAACAUGCACUAAAACUAAGUAAAACACUAUGACUGUUUAUAGUUAUGAAAUAUGUUUGUGUGAUGUUAGAAACCCAGAGUUUGUGCAGGUUUUGAAUGGAAGUCUGACUUCUAUUGAAUGAAAAUCCCAUCUUUCUGAGUUGAAUGGAACGCAGUAUGAUCGUUUAAUGAACAGACGCUCAUGUUGGAGUUUGUCUUUGUCACAGUGUUGAAAUGAAACGGUAAACUCUUCUAAUGCUUCCCUCAUCGGUUCAUCUCCAUUUGCCUUUACUAGAACCAUCAGAUUCUGCUGAUUAAUUAAUAAACAUGAUGAAUGCAACUGAAAACAGCAGCGAGCACCG